UAAACACUGAUUUGUAAUUACAAUUAAUUGUGGAUUUAAUUUGAAAUAAAACUUUUUAUUUUAACUCAAUUUAAACAUCAAUUAUAAUCUGAAUUGUGAUUAAGUGUUGAAUGAAUGUCUCAAAUGUCUUAAAGCAAUGAUUUAGAAAAUGUUGUUUAAAUAGAUUUGCGAUUAAAUGCUUUGAUUUGAAGACAUAUUUAUCGAUAAUUAAUAUAAAGACACAAAAGUUUUGACCGAAAAUAUAAAAUGAAAAGAAAUUUAUUAAUAGUUUUGUUAAUAUUUUGUUGUUUUUUGUUAAUUAACGCCAAAAUCAAAGACAAUGUGAUUAGCGAUCAAAACGAGAGUCAAAGUAAAACACAGACUAAAAGUGAACACAAAUCAGUUAAAGACAAAGACAUCGAAACCACUGAUGACUCUAUCGGUGAUAAUGUGAAGAAAACGCCGGUCGAAGACACGGACACUGUUGAGGACAAGUCGAGGGACCCGUUGACAGAUAGCGAAGAGAUUUUGUCGGAUGAGGAGGAAGUGACCGGCGAUGAGGACGAAGAGCCGGCGCCCGAAGUAGUGGAGCGAGAAUUGACCGAAAGGGAGAGAUUUGGCCUUCAGUUGUAUGAAACGGCUGUCUCUAUACUCAACACGAGUCGAUCCGAUCGAUCCAAAGCCUAUGACCUCAUGAAAGAGUCGGCAAAACUAGAUUACGAUAAGGCUAUGGAAUGGGUGGCCAAACAACACCUCUUCGGUGAUCUCUUGCCCUUUGACUUGAGUGUUGCCAAAGACUACUUCACUCGACUAUCACUGAAAGGCAAUCCAAACUCACAACUGUUCUUAGGUUUAAUGCAUUCAAUGGGUUUAGGAGUGACUCCGAGUCAAUCAAAAGCUCUCAUUUAUUUCACAUUUGCCGCCACUUCUGGUAAUACGUUCGCACGAAUGGCACUGGCCUUCAGGUACUGGUCGGGCAUAUCUGUUAUGUCGAGCUGUGAAUCGGCUCUGAAUUACUACCGAAAAGUGGCCAAAAAAGUGGAGGAAGACGUUUCCUUUUCGGGCGGAACAGUCAUUCAAAGGGUCCGACUUCUGGAUGAACUCGAAAAUCCGGGUUCUUUUAGUGGUGUUCUGGACGACGAUCUCAUACAAUAUUAUCAGUUUUUGGCCGAUAAGGGAGACAUUCAGGCACAGGUAGGGUUGGGUCAACUCCACUAUCAGGGCGGCAGAGGUGUCGAUCAGGACCACAGCCGAGCCCUCACAUACUUCACGCAAGCGGCCGAUGCGGGCAAUGCUAACGCUAUGGCGUUCUUGGGAAAGAUGCAUUUAGAAGGCAGUCAUGUUGUCAUCCAAAGCAAUGAAACGGCUCUCAAAUACUUUGAAAUGGCGGCCGAAAAGGGAAACCCUGUCGGACAGAGCGGUCUCGGACUCAUGUAUUUGUACGGCAAAGGCGUCGACAAAGACUACGCCAAAGCAUUCAAAUACUUCUCACAGGCGGCCACUCAGGGAUGGGUUGACGGACAGCUCCAGUUAGGGCUCAUGUAUUUGAAUGGCUUUGGAGUGACCAAAGACUUCCGAACGGCAAUCAAGUACUUUACAAUGGCUUCUCAAUCGGGACAUGUGUUAGGCUUUUAUAAUUUGGCACAAAUGCACGCCAGCGGUACCGGAACUCUGCGGUCGUGUAAUACAGCGGUUGAACUGUUCAAAAGUGUGGCCGAAAGAGGCCAUUGGGGGACAACUCUAAUGCAGGCGCACACCGACUAUAAAGAGGGCCGAAUCGCUCAGUCGUACAUCAAAUACGCACUGAUGGCCGAACUCGGCUACGAAGUGGCCCAAAGCAACGCCGCCUUCAUUUUGGACAGGAAUGAGAUCAACGAAUUGUUUGACAAAUCAGAGACACACACGCGAGCGCUCAUGUAUUGGAGUAGAUCUGCAGCGCAGGGAUAUUCUGUGGCCAGAGUUAAGUUAGGGGACUAUCAUUACUAUGGGUUCGGCACUCGUGUUGACUACGAAAUGGCUGCCGCGCAGUACCGGAUGGCCAGUGAAUCGCAACACAACGCUCAGGCGCUCUUCAAUUUGGGUUAUAUGCAUGAACUGGGGUUAGGACUCAAACGCGACAUUCAUUUGGCAAAACGCUAUUACGAUUUGGCCGCUGAGACCAGUCUCGACGCUCAGGUGCCCGUAGCGCUCGCCCGCAUCAAACUCGGUCUCGUAUACGGCUUUGAAUCACUCAAUGAAUACGAUUUGAAUGAAAUAUUAAGCAAUUUGAGUGUCCCUAAGAUGUUGGGUCCCGAUUGGGACUUGUAUUUGAUGACAGCAUUGGCUCUACUCUUAGGGUUUGUUAUUUAUUUCCGACGCCUCCCUCAGCCCUAACUCAUGAUUUUAGCGAUUAUUCAACUUUUGUUAACCGAGUCUUAAUUGUAUAGAAAUUAUAUUUUGAAUAAAUUAAUUAAAUUAUUUAUAAUAAAAACAACGGAAAA
Medioppia subpectinata is the source of this 2459-nucleotide messenger RNA. The record is from the annotation of a GenBank genome assembly. Lineage: Eukaryota; Metazoa; Arthropoda; Arachnida; Sarcoptiformes; Oppiidae.